Daucus carota subsp. sativus is the source of this 2869-nucleotide messenger RNA. RefSeq names its product protein FAR1-RELATED SEQUENCE 8. The transcript has 3 exons. NCBI's taxonomy places the organism in Eukaryota, Viridiplantae, Streptophyta, Magnoliopsida, Apiales, Apiaceae. Bases 157 to 2421 code for a protein of 754 amino acids. Gene Ontology annotation, biological process: regulation of DNA-templated transcription. The record is from RefSeq and is a predicted model, not a curated record. Gene Ontology annotation, molecular function: zinc ion binding.
AGUAUUAAAUACCAUCACACUAGAAAAGAAAUAGAAAGAAAUCGGGCGAGGCCCACACUAACUUGACGGACUUUGACACAACCCAGCGGCACGGACAAGACGUUUCGUCGCAGCUCAAUCGCGGUUCCCGAUUUUCUCGGAUUGAUCUUGUGGUAGAUGGAAGAAGGUUCUGGAAACAGUGGGCCACUGAUUGGGGAUGAAGACAGUGACCCUGUAGUCGAUAUUGAGCAGGUUUUUGGGAUUGAUAGCGUUGACCUGGAAAAUGAUAGCGGAAUGCUUGGGAUUGACUGCCAGGAGUUUGAGAGCGAGAGUCAACAAGUACUUGGAGUUCAGGGCGAUGAUUUUGGUGAUGGUAAUCAGCAACCACUUGAAUUUGAUGGCAGAGACCUUGAGGAAAGUGAUCAAGUAUUUGAGUUUGAGAGCAAUGAUAGGGGGAAUGACAGUGAUCAAAUGAUCGAGAUUGCAAAUAGUGAACAUUUGAAUGGCUUAAAUGGUGAUGCAGUGACAGUUGGUAAUCAAGAUAAUGGAACUGAGGGAAGGAGCUACUCACCCCCAGUUGUAGGAAUGGAGUUUAGUUCGUAUGAUGAGGCUUAUAAUUAUUAUAAUUCUUACUCUAAGGGUCUGGGUUUUGCUAUUAGGGUUAAAUCUUCUUGGACAAAACGUAACAGCAAAGAAAAGCGCGGUGCAGUGCUCUGUUGCAAUUGUGAAGGGUUCAAAACUUUAAAUGAAGCUAGUAAUAGGAGGAAAGAAACAAGAACCGGUUGUUUGGCAAUGGUAAGACUAAGAUUAGUGGAGUGCAAUAGAUGGAGGGUGGAUGAAGUUAGGCUUCAGCACAACCACUUGUUUGAUCCUGAGCGAGCACAAAACUCAAAGUCACACAAAAAAAUAGAUGGUGGAACAAAAAGGAAGGCAGAACAGACCAUUGACGUGGAGGUUCGUACAAUCAAAUUGUAUCGAACACCUGCAGCAGAUGCAGUGGGUUAUGGAAGCCCAAAUGAAAGACACAUAAGCGAGCAUGUCAAUCAAGUUACGCGUUUAAAUCUUGGAUAUGAUGAUGCACAAGUAUUACAAGGUUAUUUCACCCAGGCGCAAUUAUUGUACCCCAACUUCUUUUAUGUUAUGGAUUUUAGCGAUGAAGGUUUUUUGAGGAAUGUAUUCUGGAUUGAUUCUAGGUCAAGGGCCGCUUACAUGUACUUUAGUGAUGUAGUUGCAGUUGAUACAACAUGUCUGUCGAACAAAUAUAAGAUCCCUCUUGUGGCAUUUCUUGGUGUUAAUCACCACGGGCACUCUAUCUUGCUUGGUUGUGGUUUGCUUGGCGAUGAGUCUCUAGAGUCAUAUAUAUGGUUAUUUAGAGCGUGGCUGACUUGCAUGUUGGGACGUCCUCCGCAGACUAUUAUUACAAACCAGUGCAGUGCCUUGCAAAGUGCAACAGCUGAAGUUUUCCCAAGGGCUCAUCAUCGUCUAUGUUUGCCUGUUGUCAUCCAAAGCGUUCUUCAAAAUGUGGGAGAACUGGGGGAAUCUGUAAUAUUUCAAACAGUUUUGCAGAAAGCAGUAUACAACUCAAUGAAAGUUGAUGAAUUUGAAAUGGCUUGGGAUGAUAUGAUUAAUUCUUUUGGAAUUAGAGAUAUUGAAUUCUUGCACACUUUAUAUAAGGAACGAGAGAGAUGGGCCCCAGUUUACUUUAAAGAUACUCUAUUUGCUGGAAUGUCUAUUUCACUGCCUGGUGAAUCUCUAUGUUCUUUUUUCAAGGAUGAUGUGCAUAGACAAACAUCUUUGAAGGAAUUUUUUAAAAUACAUGACUUGGUUCUACAGAACAGUUUCAAAAAGGAAGCUCUUGCUGAUUACGAGUCCAAACUGUUCACCUCCUUGUUGAAAACAAAAAGUAGUUAUGAGUUGCAGCUCUCUGAAAUAUAUACCAAAGAAAUAUUUUUAAAGUUUCAAAAUGAAGUGGAAAUGAUGUCCAGUUGCAUCAGUGUAACACAAACUAAUUCCAAUGGCCCAUGUAUCACAUUCUUGGUUAAAGAAAGAGAUGCUGUUGGAAUUACGAGGGAUGUAAAAAACUUUGAAGUGAUUUACGAUAAAAAUGGACAGGAAGUUCGCUGUAUCUGCAGUUGCUUCAAGUUCAAUGGGUUUUUAUGCCGACAUGCAUUAUCUGUUCUCAGUUACAAUGACAUACAUGAGGUUCCAGGCCAGUAUAUUUUGCAACGAUGGAGGAAAGAUGUUAAACGCAUCUAUAAACCAGAUCUUGGGUCAAAUCAAAUAAAUAUCAAUAAUCCAGUUCAGUGGUUUGAUCACUUGCAUAGACGUGUAACACAAGUUGUUGAGGAGGGGAUGCCAUCUGAAGGUCAUUAUAUGGUUGCUUGGCAAGCUUUGAAAGAGUCAUUGGAUAAAGUCCGACUUGUUGCAAAAGAAGCCUGCUAAUUAACCAAACUGAACGGUGCAUCGUCAAGAAUUAGGAUUUCUGGUGCUUCUGCUUUCUUAGAGCAAGUCCAACACUAUGCUAAGAGGUUCCCUAAAAAUAUUAUAGAAUAAUAUGUCUUAGUGAUUUAGCACAAGAUUUAGCACAUGAGCUCCAAUAGUAUUCCCUAUAUCCACUCCCUAUUAUUAUAAUAAUAUUAAAAAAGAGGGAAAGAGGAAAAACAAGAGAGGGAAAUGAUGUGGAGGAGAGAGGGAAAUGAAUAUUUUAAUGAUAGAAAUAGUUUAGAAGUGGCUAGCAUAUUCUAAAAAUAGGGAAGGGGAGGCUUGUGCUAGUGAUUUAGCACAUCACUAGCAUAGUGUUGGAGUGCAAUUUUAUCUCAUAUUCCCUAUUUUUGGAUUUAAGACUUGAUUUAGCACACCUAUUGGACUUGCUCUUAGUAUCACAAGGAAU